Molecule: messenger RNA, 171 nt
Organism: Dentiscutata erythropus
Lineage: Eukaryota; Fungi; Glomeromycota; Glomeromycetes; Diversisporales; Gigasporaceae
Source: the annotation of a GenBank genome assembly
AUGUUAAGAGAUAUUUUUGAAAGUUCAAUCUUUGAAAGAAGAAUGAUACUUAUUAGUCCAUUCAAAGAAACGAAUAGUAAUUCAAAAUAUCAAAAUUCAUCAAACAAUUAUUUGAAUACAUUGUUAUUAGAUUUAAAGAUUCAACAAAAAAAAGUAGAUGAUGAUACUUGA